CACGAGCGGUCCUCUUCGUGAUUGGUGCCGCCAUAUUUCAGUUUGUCGAUGUGUUAGUUAAUGUAAGUGAAUAGGUGAAAUCAGUUUUUGUUGGUAUAGAGUACUACAGACAACAGAGUUGUCAUGGUUGUCACACAGAAUUGACAGAAUCAAAUUAUAGAAUUUUACAAAAGUUGGAAUCGGAUGAGCUCCUAGCUGUUAUCCAGUGUCAAAAUAAUAAUGGGAUGGUGUGCAGCAUGUAACACAAAAAUACCAAAAGGAGUCAAAGCCUGUUCCUUCCCAAAGAGCGAUCCAGUACGAAAAGAAAUAUGGAUCAAAAAUUUAAAUAAAGAAGAUUGGACGCCUUCGAAGACUGCCACUAUAUGUGAAAAACAUUUUGCCCCUGAAAUGUGGGAGAAGGUUCGUGAAGACGGUAAAAAGAAAUUAAAAGCAAACGCGAUACCAACCAUAUUUUCAAGAAUUUCGAGUUACAACGAGCCGACAAUCGCAACGAAUAAUGUUGAUGCAGUUCCAACGAAUGAGGAAAUACCUGUUGAUGAGCUCCCGCUGCAAGAUGUAACAAGUAAUAUCGAUGCACCUUCCAAAGAAUCUGACCAUAAAAUUGUCGAAAAUGAAAAGGGUUCAAGUGACAGCGAAGUCAUAGACACAGAGCAAUUGGAAAUCAAUAUUCCUGAGAAAAAACCUUCUUACGAAGAAUUGUGGGACCAACUUCAGAAGGCAAAAAAGAAAUUAUUCUUCAAUCAUUGUAUGGUAUGGUUCUACAGAGUGUAUCACCACAAACCGAUUCUGCAACUAUAUCUAAAAUUAAACAGUAACCAGUAGUAAAUACUUCAGAUAACGUUUCUGCGCACAUUAUUUGAUAUAUUUACUAUUGGUUAUAGACGUUAUAGAUUCAUACGUUUAUUUUGUAAUAAUAAAAAAUUAUGUUACA
Wasmannia auropunctata (little fire ant) is the source of this 931-nucleotide messenger RNA. Its product is annotated as THAP domain-containing protein 5-like. The transcript has 6 exons. The record is from RefSeq and is a predicted model, not a curated record. Lineage: Eukaryota; Metazoa; Arthropoda; Insecta; Hymenoptera; Formicidae. The coding region runs from base 220 to 822 and encodes 200 amino acids.